AUGUCUGCAUCCUUAGCGCAGUCGGGUAGGGGAUGGACUGCCAAGCAAUGUGUGUGGUCAUUUUGGUGGGUUCGAGUCCCACCGCAAGCUGUUUUCGUUCCUAUAUCCUCUAAUGUAAUUUUCGAUCGAAAAUCUUCAUUCGAAAAUGUCCCAAAAAAGCGUCAACAUUUCUGUUGAAAAGAGAGAGGGCGCAGAGAAAGAUUGAAGGCAGAGAAAAACGGAAAAGAGAUUGGGAAUAGGUAUUUUUUUGCUAAUUUGUGCUGUAAUUAACAUCAAAUUGUACAGAAUUUUGUGAUUAUUUUGAUAAGACUGUUGCCAAUUCAAAGGAGACCGUUACGCCUGGGAGCUAACAGCUCCUAGUCGAGAAUACAAAAUUCUCGAAUCAGAAUUCGGUAAUCAAACACAUUUUCAAAUUCAAAUUGGAUCACUUAUUAGUGAAUUUGAGGUGGUCUAUACUAAUUGUGAUUCACAACAAACAAAUUGCGGAUGGCAAAUCAAAUCGGAGAAACAUCAAAAAUGUUUAUCUCGAAGGAGAGCGUAUUAUUCGAGUUUAUUGAUUGAUUACGAGCAGAUAUUUGCUAGAAAAUCACGAGAUUUACUCGAAAAAUAUGUGAAUAACCUUGAGAUUGGUGAAUUUCCAAAAGCGAAAUAUUUCCGGAUAACUGGAGAGGAUGUCUAUGAUAUCAUCAAUUUGAAACAUAUUAAUCCUGUUCUAAAACUCAUUGGCAAACUCCCAACGAUCUCAAAACAUCGAUUUUCAAUCGAUAAAUCUUCCGAGGAGAAUCUUCAAUUUGAUGUUUUCAUCGAUGAAACUAGUAAAAGCAAAAUGAUAACAAUUGAUAUAAUUUAUAAUACUACAACUGGAUAUUAUGAAGUUACAUUGGAGCAACAGAGAAAAUAUUCGAGUGAUGAUUCGAAACUUCAGUGGUUCACUUCGGCAUUUAUUGAUUAUCGAGAAAUAUAUCGAAAAAUUGUUGAGGAAUUGAUGAGAAGGUUUGAAAAUGCUAUUGAAACCAAGGAAAUGAGAGAGGAUGAUAUAUUUUCGAUCAAAAAUGUGAAUAUUUCAGAACUUGGAUAUUAUACGGCUUUUAUUCCAAUUAGGGUUUUCGAUAAUUAUUAUGAAGAAAACAACAAAUUUUCAAUUGAUGAUAAAAAAUUGGUUGAAUUUAGCUUUGAACUCAAAAACAACAAGUUUUACCUAAUUUCGGACAAAGAGAAUUCAAUCAAAUAUUUUGAAUACAUUUAUGCAGAAAAAGCCGAAGUUCUGAUGGAUGACUAUAGGAAUGUAUUAUUGGCAGAGAAACUGGAGUUGAAGAAGAUAUUCAGCGAAAACUUCAAAUUAUACAUUUGUGGAAGGGGAAGUUUGAAUUUGACACAAUUUGAGAAACAACUCGAAAAAAUGGGAAAUGUUGUUGAUUUUGGUGAUUCGUAUGAUUUGAUUGAAUUCGUUUCCAGUGAAUCCAAUUAAUGGUGAUAUUGAUUUGUUGAGAAAUAGAAAAUCAAGAUUUUUGGCGAAAUUCAACUUUGAUUUGAGAAAAUAUGAAUUAACAUUGGAGUAUCGUUGUCAAGAUGAAGACUUUUCGAAAUCGAAAGACUGGGAAAAAUGUGGGAAUUUACAACGAGGAAGAAACUUUUGA
Molecule: messenger RNA, 1637 nt
Organism: Caenorhabditis angaria
Lineage: Eukaryota; Metazoa; Nematoda; Chromadorea; Rhabditida; Rhabditidae
Source: the annotation of a GenBank genome assembly